AUGAGCGACUCCCAUGAACGAUGGGUAUCGGCAGCUACACUUAUCGAUACUGCGUCCGGAGAGGAGAAGAUUAUCCCACCUGAACAUCCGUACAGGACGUUGGUACUAUGCUUUGAUGGCACUGGGGACCAAUUCGACUCUGAUGCAGGAAUCGGCACAUACACCACCCCUGAGAUUGCUACGCCUUUUAGAGCGAGGAUGGCCAAGGCUGUCGACGAAGCCGUAGCCUGGAACUUGGAUGCGCACGUUAUGGGUGGAUACGAGUUCUUGAUGCAGAACUACACAGCAGGUGACAGAAUAUGUAUUUUUGGGUUCUCGAGGGGGGCGUAUACGGCUCGAAGUCUAGCGGGCAUGAUUCACAAGGUCGGAAUCCUACCCGCAAGCAAUAAGCAACAAGUGCCGUUCGCGUACAAGAUGUACACACGAGCGGAUGAAGUGGGUUGGCAACAGAGUAAUGCGUUUAAGAAAGCGUUUUCAAUUGAUGCGGAUAUUGAUUUUAUUGGCGUUUGGGACACUGUCAACUCCGUCGGCCUCAUCCCAAGACGCCUCCCAUUCACGAUGUCGAAUACGAACGUUCGGACAUUCCGGCAUGCGGUCUCACUUGAUGAACGACGAGCAAAAUUCAAAGCGAACUUGUGGAACCGCCCUGACGAAGGCGAGGCUAAACUUGGCUUGGUGCAAAAGGGGAAUACUCCCGGGUUGGGAUCUGCGAUAGAAAAUCACCCACUCCGUCAGCAGCCACAUUCAAUGUGGGAACUUGAGCAAAAGUAUUCAAAAGAUCGUAGUCUUCCGACGGAUGUAGAAGAGGUCUGGUUCGCAGGAUGUCACUGUGACAUCGGCGGUGGUUCGGUUUCCAACGACACCAAACCCAACCUUGCUAGGAUCCCACUCCGAUGGAUGAUUCGGGAAUGUUUCAAAACCAAUACGGGUAUCAUGUUCUAUGCUGAUAUGUUGGAAGAGAUUAUGGGUGUAGAUCCUGCAGUUCUUUAUCCGACGGUUCUUCCUAGACCCCCAGCGUUGAAGGUCAGUGAGGAGCAAGGGCAUUAUAUUCGAUCUAUAUCUGACGAUGCGGCCAAGUCGAAGACCUCGACCGAGAGCCUGGAUGAAGGGACGGUAACCACUACCGGCCAACGACCAACCGAGGAAGAACUCGAGCUAAUGGAUGCCCUUUCGCCGAUCUAUGAUCAGCUUUCGUUGAACUGGUUCUGGUGGAUUCUUGAAUUUUUCCCUAUCCGAAUUAGAUAUCAAUCUGGGGGCAACUCGCGGGUAUCGUAUUUGGGGUGGAAUCUUGGACGGGGUAGACAUAUUCCUAAGCAGGAAACGGAGGGGGUAAAGGUGCAUAGGAGUGUGAAAUUGAGGAUGGAAGCCAGGUAUAAAAAUGGGCAGAGAUAUGUGCCAAAGGCGAGUUUUGACGAGAGAUGCACGACUUGGGUGGAUUGA
This is a messenger RNA of Marasmius oreades (fairy-ring Marasmius), 1440 nucleotides long. RefSeq lists its product as uncharacterized. Bases 1 to 1440 code for a protein of 479 amino acids. The transcript has 11 exons. Lineage: Eukaryota; Fungi; Basidiomycota; Agaricomycetes; Agaricales; Marasmiaceae. The record is from RefSeq and is a predicted model, not a curated record.